AUGUCGGGGCCCGUUGGGAGGCCCCCUGAGGGUUUGAUGGGCAGUGCUCCUCGCAGCGUGUUUGCGCUGCGCACGGCGGAGUCAGGAGGCAGCAGCAGUAGCAGCAGAAGCAGCAGCAACAACCCCCGUCCACAACAGGCAGCCGCCUCCCAGUCCACCACGUCCUCCUCCCGCUUGGCGACCGCCUACCGCUCCUUUAAACUGUGGGUAGAGAAUCUGCUUGUGACGGGUCUCAACCCCACAGUGGGCCACCUAUCUAAAAGCUCCGUCCCUUCCGCAGUAGCGCCCUCGACAGGGGCGGCAGCGGGAGCAGCAGCAGGAGCUGCAGCAGCUUCUCCUGCUAACGGUAGCCCUACAGCAUCAACCAAAAGCAAACGGGAAGGUAACCAGAUAUGUUCAGAGUUGAGCCGCUCUUGCUGCUCUUCUGCCACUCCAUUCAGCCGAGACAUCUCUCCCGAUGUUGGGGGGCCCCUUAGGCGCCAUCAAGCGACUGCUUCAGUGGGGGGCCCAGCAGAGGGGCCCCUCAUCCCCCCUUUGGGGUCCUUGUCUGAAAACUUCUUACACCGUUCUGUGCGGAGCCAGACGGGCCCCGCGUAUCUGCCAUCACGCCUGCCAUUCUCGUGCGUACGUACACCUGAGGGAAGGCCUCAGGAGUGCAGUGAUUUGCGUGGGCGGUAUUUUGUCUCUAAAGGUUCUAAGGAACACGAUAUGCGCUACGUGGAUCUCUGCCCAGGAGUGUGCCCCCCGUCAAGCGAAUGCACACCUCGGGAACCGGUUGUGUCUGGUGUAUCUCCUUGUGCAGCAGACGCAGACGCUGCAGCAGCAACUGCAGCAGCAGCUGCGCGGCUCAGGAGUUGCUGCCUGAGUGGUCCAGCUGUUGCAUGCCCUUCGCACAACCCUGAAGGAGCUCCCUUGAUCCACAAGGCUUCUCUUCGAGGUCCCUGUCCGUGGGAACCCCAGACCGCCACUGCAGGGGCAGAGGGCCCAACACCUGUCCGCAAGCCGACAUUUACACCUUUCGGUUCGUCUAGAGUUCGUUGGGAGGACGUAAAGGCGGACGUUUCCUUAGGGGCCCCUUUAGGGCCCCCGUGUGGGGUGCCUCGAGUGGGUGGUGUAGCAGGGCAUCUGGUGCUGGAUGACGGUGGAGCUGAUGGCGCUGGCCGCUGGCAGCAACAGGGGCCUGGGAAGGAGGAGGCGGGGGGGGCCCUGGGGGCCCCUACAUGCAGGCGGGCGGGGGAUGGCGCUGCUGUUGCUGUUGCUGAAGAUGCGAGUGCUGGUGGCGGUUGGAAUAUGCUCCAUUUCUCUUGUUCGCUUGAACAUUCUGCCAACUCUGCUGCGGCUUCGGGGGCCGCCCGCAGCGGCAUUUAUAAGGAAGAGGGGUUCGUGCACGGCUUGAACAGCGUCUUGAGUGUGCGCUUCAGCAACACCAACAGCCGGACCAACACAAACACCCACACUCACACAAAUAUACACACAAACAGCACCAACAACUGCAACAGCAACAACAGCAGCAGCAGCACCAACCAUCUCAAGAAUUCUCCCCGCCAUAAUUUCUCGCUUGUCUUCAAGGACCCCGAAGUAGAGACGGCCUAUGGUGAAUUUUUGAGAAAGGCGCGCGCGAAACGCCUGGUGGUGGUGGGCAUUUUGACAAUUGUUUUGAAUACCCUCUACGACUUACCCGAAUGGACUGCCAUCUUCACCUCUCCGCUGAUGGAACAAAGCCCCUCCGACGCCACCGACAGCCUUUCAGCAGCAGCAGCAGCAAAGGCGCAACAGCCGCAUGCGAGCAGCCUCUCAACGGGGCUUUUGUUGGCUUUGGAUGUCGUUGAAACGCUGUUGCUGCCCGUCCAAGCAAUAAUGACAUCGACGUUUCUGCGGAGUAUCGUGGGUAGCGUGUUAAUAGAUGCAGUGUGUUUGGUGCGGCGGCGCAUGCUAAUGCACUACCAUAAGUUGAUGCUGCUGCUGCUGCUGCUGCUCCUGACAGCAUGCACGGUGGGGGGCGUGAAGAUGGGUUUCCCCUUCUCCUUUCUUGUUUUCACCUGGACUGUGGGGCUGGCGAGCUGCAUCGUCAUUGGUGCUUCUUACGCAGGCGCGUACAUGGGGGAGUUGAUGCACAGGCGUGCCUUUCUGAGCGUUGCUGCUGUGUCAGCGAAGCUGCAGAUGCUACAACAGGAGAGCAGCAACCAAAAGGCGACAGGGAAGAACAUGCUGGAGCAGCUCGUGGGGCUGGUGAAGCAAAUGGGGGUUUCUCUCAGCGCUGUAGACCCGACGCCCCUCGACAAAACUGCAAAAGAAACCUUCCUCUACGUCUGCGCUGUACAGGCCAAAUGCCUCGAUGUACUUACCAGCGGAAGAAAUAUGUAUGCAGUUAAUUGGCUAGCCCCCGAUGUCCCCCCAGAUGUUCAGCAGCUGUACAGACAGUUUAUUGAACCCUACAUCAGGCAGGAUUCCGCACCUCUCCACACGCAGGAUAAUCAGUCAGCCGUAAACGCUUCAACUCCCCACAACUUACCCUCUCAAACUAAAACCCUCACUCACGCUGUCUCGACACCCCUUGCUGCUGCUCCCCUAACGACAGCCCCAGCAGCAGCAGCAUCAGCAGCAGCAGCAGCACCAGCAGCAGCUGGUACUGCGACACCAACUCUGUCCUUAGCACAGUCCUCACAAGCCAUUUCCCAACCCCAAGCGCCCCAAGCCUCUGCGUCCCCUGCAGACGCACCCUCAACAACAGCACCCUCAGCAGCAGCACCAGCACCGGCACAGCCUGCAGCAGCGGCACCUUCUGUAGCAGCAGCGGCAACAGCAACAACAGCAGCAGCAGCAUUUCGGCCGAUCCCUCUGCCUCUGCGCGAGGGCGUCCGUCUGCCCGAAGUGGAGUCUGAAGCCUUCAUACCCCCAAUGCAUUAUUGCGAGGCAAAGAAAAAUCCGCUUCCCAACGCACAACCAGAUGAACCAAAAGCCCCUUCCCCUCCACAAGCAGCAGCAGAAACACCAGCAGAAACGACAGCACCUGAUGUUGCUGCUGCGGCUGAUCCUGCUGUAGGAACUCCAGCUGUUGCGGGAAACACAGCUGGCCUACACAAGCGGGAAGAACAAAGCGGGGCAAAACCACUUCAUAACUUGGAAGACCCCAUCCCGCAAAAGGAUCAUCAGGCGGGGAAUGUAGCAACGGGAGCUGCGCCAGCGGCCCCCGCACCCAGCGAGGCAACAGCAGCAGCAGUAGCAGAAUCAGCAGAGCCACCAGCACCAGCACCAGCCGCAGAUACAGGGGCACAGCAACUUCAAUGUCCUGCCGGAGAGGCUCCUCCUUGGGAGGGGGCGUUUGCAGGUUCAGAAGGGGUGGUAGAGGCGGCCUUCCAAAAUCCUACACUCAGCACAGUCGCUGCGGCCACUGGCGUCGAAUGGACCAUCGAUAUGUUCGCCGUAGACCAGUCCACUAACGGAAAUUGCAUGCUCUUUGUUGGUCUCCAGCUGCUUCUGCCCCACCUACAGCAGCACCGCGGCUUAAGCUGUUCAUUUGCAGCCCUCUGCGCCUUCCUCAAAGCCCUACAGGCUCAGUACCUCCCCAACCUCUACCACAAUCGCAUGCAUGCAGCUCUUGUAGCACACUUCUCCGUCUUGUUAGCAAGAAGUUCUAACCUAUACCCAACGUUCCCACGUCGCCUCGGCACGCCCGCUGAAGCGCUGCUGGCGUCCGCCCCCUCCCUACAUACCGGACCCGGAGGGGGGGUCUUGGGGGGCCCCCCACCAGCUGGGCCCAGCAGCAUGACGUGCAAGGAUGGCUAUUCGCGAGAAGAGUCGUUGCUGCUUCCCAGCUGCAGCUUGGGGACACAGGCGGAUGUGCAUGCAGGUGGAGUCCAGCGACGAGCUGCUGUAGAUGAUGAAGUUGUGAUUUGCAUUGCAGCGCUCGGCCACGAUGUGGGGCACCCUGGGUUGAAUAACGCAUUUCUUGUGUCUACGAAUCAAUCGCUUGCCCUCGUGUAUAACGACAACGCCGUCUUAGAGAAUUUUCACGCAUACAAAACAUUUAAAACCCUCGCCGAUACCGCCGAUGUCGAUGGAGGCGUUCUGAAGUUGCGGCGUCAGGUCAUUGAGUUGAUCCUUUCUACAGACAUGGCGCAGCAUUUCCCGAUUUUGUCUUCUUUCCGUGCUCGCAUCGCCUCGCAGACAUUCUCCGUUGCCUCAAACGAAGAGGACAAAUGGAUGCUAGCAAAACUCUUCAUAAAAGCCGGAGAUAUCGGGCACUCUAUGCUGGCUUGGGAACAGCACUACGUAUGGGCGUGCCGCGUCAAUGAGGAGUUUUACGCACAAGGAGAUGUGGAGGAGAAUUUGGGUUUGGGCAUUUCUCCGCUUUGUGACCGCCGCAAGGCCGCUGAAAUGCCGGCGGCUCAGUGCGGCUUUUUAGAAUACAUCGUGCUACCUCUAGUAGGGGAAAUAAGAUCAUGUUUUGAGCAGCAGCUGACCCAACAUCAUCAACAACAGCAGCAGCAACAACAACAUCAACAGCAACAGCAUCAGCAGCAGCAACAGCAACAGGCUUUGUCUACUGCGUGGUCUCUUGUAGAGCCUGCCUGCGCCGGCCUGCAUGUGAUAGAAGGCAUCAUUGGCCACGCCAAUUAUAAUCUCAGGUGUUGGAAAAGUCUGGCGAAUGCCCCUACCCCGCCUCCUGCAGCAACUCCUACUGCCUCUUCAGAACCCCUUAGCGCAGCAACAGAGAGAGUAGGCAGCCUCACGGACACGGGACGGCAUGCAUCAGCGGCUUUUACAGUUUCUACUGUGGCAAAUGCAGCUCAGGCGCAGCAGCAACAGCAGCAGCAAUCUAAGUAA
Messenger RNA from Eimeria acervulina, 4827 nucleotides. RefSeq names its product cGMP-inhibited 3',5'-cyclic phosphodiesterase, putative. Bases 1 to 4827 code for a protein of 1608 amino acids. Gene Ontology annotation, molecular function: 3',5'-cyclic-nucleotide phosphodiesterase activity. Lineage: Eukaryota; Apicomplexa; Conoidasida; Eucoccidiorida; Eimeriidae. The transcript has 7 exons. The record is from RefSeq and is a predicted model, not a curated record. Gene Ontology annotation, biological process: signal transduction.